AUGGAGUUCGAUGAAGAGUCACAUGUUGAUAACGAGGAAGAUAAUAUUGAUCAGCAGAGAAAACGUUCAUCAAUACCUGAUGUAACCCGACGAACGCCCUCGAUAAUAACUCGAAUUACACCAGCAAAUCCUGUUGCAACUCGUAACGAACAUCUUCUUGUAACGGACAUAACUCCAUGUCGAAAUUUCUCUCUGUUCUUCGGUCUCACACUUCGAUCUAUAGGAGUUAUAUUUGGUGAUAUCGGUACGUCUCCCUUGUACGUUGUCAAUACAAUUUUCGAUUAUGAACCAGAUCCGUCUCAAUGUAUUGGUGCAAUAAGUUUAAUCAUUUGGAAUUUAAUUAUAGUUGUAUCGAUAAAAUAUGCAAUUCUAAUCUUAAUGGCUGAUAAUCAUGGUGAAGGUGGAACAUUCGCUUUGUGCGGGUUGUUAACUGACGAAAGAAUCAAGCUAAGCCGAAGAGUCAAACUUACGAUUCUGAUUGUGUCAUUAGUAGCUGCUGCGAUGUUACUCGGUGAUGGAGCGUUGACACCAGCUGUAUCUGUUUUAUCGGCAAUUGAAGGUUUACUUAUUGAUGUACCUAGCAUAGAAAGCUGGAUUGUUCCGAUUGGUGUCAUUAUUAUCGUGUUACUUUUUCUCGCGCAACGAUGGGGAACAUCGAGAAUCGGAACUGCUUUUGGUCCGAUCAUGUUUCUCUGGUUUCUGUGUUUGUUUAUUAUUGGUAUCUGGAGGACUACGAUGAGACCUGAAAUUUUGAAAGCAUUUAAUCCAUGGGAAGCGUUCCAUUAUUUAUUGAAAGAGAAAAAACGUGGAUUUUAUCAAAUCGGCGGCGUAUUCCUAUCCGCAACUGGCCUUGAAGCACUGUACGCUGACUUAGGCCAUUUCGGACGAUGGCCAGUUCGUUGUGCUUGGUUUUUCGUUGUAUUCCCAGCUGUUCUUUUCAACUAUUUAGGACAAGGUGCAUUGUUAAUCUCGAAUCCAUCUUUAAUUGAUAAUCCAUUCUACCAUUCCAUACCUGAAUGGUCCCAUUGGCCAAUGAUUGUCUUAGCAACACUAGCAACGAUAAUCGCGUCCCAGGCAGUCAUCACUGGAAGUUUUUCGUUAAUAAGUCAAGCGAUUGGUAUGGAAUGCUGUGUACCAUUUAAAAUCUAUCAUACAUCGAAGACGAUUAUCGGACAAAUCUACAUUCCGAUGAUUAACUACAUUUUAAUGAUUCUGACAAUAAUUAUUAUCGUUGGCUUUCAAAAAAGUUCUAGAAUAACUAAUGCUUACGGUGUAACGGUUUGUAGUGUUAUGGUCAUCACAACAAUUUUAUACAUGUGCGUUUUGUACUUUACGUGGCAUAAACCAUGGUACGUAGUUCUUCCGUUUGGUUUAUUCAUCAUUAUUGAUAUGUAUACAUUGGCAUCCAAUGUAAUCAAGAUUCCAAAUGGUGGUUGGGUUGCAAUUGUUAUUUCGUUUGGUUUUUUCAUUUUUGGGUUCUGUUGGUUUUUCGGUCAGAGGAAUUUACGACGAUAUCUCAAAGUUCACGCUCGAACAACAAGCCUUCAUACCUUAGCAUUGAGACUUGGAAUAUUACGCUCAAACUCACGACAUAACUCACACAGUUCUCUUCCAGAUCUGCCGACUAUAGGUACAGCACAUCGAAUAUCUUUCGUAGAUCAUGAUUCCAAUUCUGAAUCUGAUAACGAUGAAUGGGAUUCAUAUAAAAGACCCAUACAUCAUGUACAUAGUAGCGUACGUUUGAUCGAAAAUAUUCCGAUUGGUUCAUUAUCGAAUAUGCCGUCUGUUAUGAACGAAGAGAACACCAUAUCCGCUGUCAUCACACCAACUGUCGGCUGUUUUCUAACACGUUCCUCUAAACAUACACCGCAUGUAUUUGAAAACUUUCUCAAUCGUACGUGCUCCGUUCCUCAAGUUACUAUUUUUCUUCGUAUUCGACAUACAAAAACAUCAACCGUCGAUGUUAAUCAACGCUUAAUCGUGAAACAAUAUGGAGAAAAUAUCUUUCACAUUACUGCAUUAUACGGUUAUUCAGAAAAUCGAAUACAGCCAUUUCAAGUUUUAUUACUCGCACACAAUCAGUACAAUGUACCUGUGCCUACCAAUGAGUCUAAGGUAACUAUAUACACACCGAAUGAAACAAUCAAAGUGAGAACAACGGGAUGGCAAAAAUGGAUUCGUCGCUGGCCAUUGUAUCUCUAUGCUAUAUUAAAGAGAUUCUAUCCAGGUUCAGCUGUGAACAUCAAAUUAGAAUCGGAAAAUACAAUCAGUAUUGGCAUCUUAGCUGAAUUGAAAUAG
Messenger RNA from Adineta ricciae, 2298 nucleotides. The record is from the annotation of a GenBank genome assembly. NCBI's taxonomy places the organism in Eukaryota, Metazoa, Rotifera, Eurotatoria, Adinetida, Adinetidae.